This is a messenger RNA of Moesziomyces antarcticus, 2364 nucleotides long. Its product is annotated as pre-mRNA splicing factor. The coding region runs from base 1 to 2364 and encodes 787 amino acids. NCBI's taxonomy places the organism in Eukaryota, Fungi, Basidiomycota, Ustilaginomycetes, Ustilaginales, Ustilaginaceae. The transcript has a single exon. Gene Ontology annotation, cellular component: intracellular anatomical structure; spliceosomal complex. The record is from RefSeq and is a predicted model, not a curated record. Gene Ontology annotation, molecular function: RNA helicase activity; ATP binding; RNA binding.
AUGGCCGCUCCUCAAGCUAGCACCAGUGCCGACGCUGCUCGCCCGUCCAAGCGCAGCAAGAUGGACGGCACCGCCAGCUCGACGCCAGAGGCGUCCAUCGCCAACCCCUACUUGGUUCACAUGUCGGAAGAGGAACUCGCCGCAUCCGCCGCCGCCACCAACGGCUCCAUCGCCGACGACCACCCGCUUGCCGGCCUCAUCCCACGCAAGGUGACCGGAGCUGAGGCGCGAAAGGUGAUGGAGGGCGACGUCAACCCCUUCUCUGUCGUGCCCAAGCCGUACUCGAACGAAUACAAAAAGAUUCUCGCCAAGAGGAAGGAGCUGCCCGUCUACGCGCAGAUGGACGACUUCUACCAGCUCUUUAACCAGAACCAGAUCAUGGUCAUGAUCGGCGAGACCGGCUCCGGCAAGACCACUCAGAUCCCUCAGUUCGUCGCUUACUCCGACCUGCCCAACACACAAAAGACCAAGGGACCCGAUGGCGUCCUCGCCCCUCGCAUGAUCGCCUGCACCCAGCCCCGUAGGGUGGCCGCGAUGAGUGUGGCCAAGCGCGUUGCCGAGGAGAUGGAUGUCUCGCUCGGCAAAGAGGUCGGUUACACCAUUCGAUUCGAGGAUGCGACAGAUCGCAGAACCACGUUCCUCAAAUACAUGACCGAUGGUAUGCUGCUGCGCGAGGCCAUGCACGACCACAACCUGGAGCGCUACAGCUGCAUCAUCCUCGACGAGGCACACGAGCGUACGCUCGCCACCGACAUCCUCAUGGGCCUGCUCAAGGAGGUGGUGCAAAGACGAUCGGAUCUCAAGCUCAUCGUCAUGUCGGCCACGCUCGACGCACUCAAGUUCCAAAAGUACUUCAACGACGCACCCUUGCUCAAGGUACCCGGCCGAACCUUCCCGGUCGAGACGUUCUACACGCCCGAGCCCGAGCCCGAUUAUCUCGAGGCUGCCAUCCGUACGGUCAUCAUGAUCCAUCAAGCAGAGGAUGCCGGCGAUAUUCUGGUCUUCUUGACCGGUGAGGAGGAGAUCGAGGACGCGUGCCGCAAGAUCAAGGCAGAGGCCGAUGAUCUGGCUGCCACCAACCCGGAUCUGUGCGGACCGCUCAAGGUGGUGCCGCUCUACUCGUCGCUUCCGCCCGCACAGCAGCAGCGCAUCUUCGACGCGGCGCCUGCGCCGCUCACGCCCAACGGCCCGCCCGGCCGCAAGGUCGUCGUCAGCACCAACAUUGCCGAGACCUCGCUGACCAUCGACGGCAUCGUGUACGUGGUCGACCCGGGCUUUAGCAAGCAGAAGGUGUACAACCCACGCAUCCGUGUCGAGUCGCUGCUGGUCACUCCCAUCUCGAAAGCAUCCGCCCAGCAGCGCGCCGGUCGUGCAGGCCGUACGCGGCCCGGAAAGUGCUUCAGGCUAUAUACCGAGAAGGACUGGGCCAACGAGCUGAUCGAGCAGAGCUAUCCCGAAAUCUUGCGAAGCAACCUCGCCAACACGGUGCUUGAGCUCAAGAAGCUCGGCAUCUCGAAUCUGGUCACCUUCGACUACAUGGACCCGCCAGCGCCCGAGACGAUCAUGCGUGCGCUCGAGCUGCUCAACUACCUGGCGGCGUUCGACGACGAGGGCAACCUGACGCCGUUGGGCGAGAUCAUGGCCGACUUCCCGCUGGACCCGCAGCUGGCCAAGAUGCUGAUCGUCAGUCCGGAGUUCAAGUGCUCGAACGAGAUCCUGACCAUCGCAGCCAUGCUUUCGGUGCCCAACGUGUUUGUGCGUCCCAACUCGCAGAAGCAGCAGGCGGAUGCUGCGCAGGCCGAGUUCGCGCAUCCGGACGGCGACCACCUGACGCUGCUCAACGUAUACCACGCCUACAAGACCAACUGCCGCGACAACAAGACGGCGGCGGACUGGUGCUGGCAGAACUACCUGUCGCACCGUGCGCUGAUGCAGGCGGACAACGUGCGUUCGCAGCUGCAGCGUCUGAUGGAGCGCCACAAUCUCGACCUGGUCUCGACGUCGUUCGAGGACAAGCGCUACUACACCAACAUCCAGAUGGCCAUCGCGUGUGGCUUCUUCAUGCAGGUGGCGCACCGUGCGGGCGGCAACAAGAAGGCGUUCCAGACGAUCAAGGACAACCAGGUUGUGUCGCCGCAUCCGUCUUCGACGCUCGAUCAUGCGGCCGAGUUUGUCAUCUACCACGAAUUCGUGCUGACCACGCGCAACUUCAUCCGCACCAUCACCGAGGUCAAGCCCGAGUGGCUGUACGACUUUGCGCCCGCCUACUUUGACCCCAACAACAUGGACGGCGAAGUGAAGCGCAUCAUGGCAACGCUCAAGGCGCGCAAGGACAAGCCCGCCGCCCCUUCCAAGCGCCGAUAG